UUGUUUCCUUCAAGUAUGACUUAGCAGUCUCCUAUGAGCGUUUCUUUAGAGAGAGUGCAGAAAUAAAAUUACAUUAAACCAGAAGGAGAACUAGAUUCUCAUUCUUCUAUGUAUUUAGUAAUGAGUUCCCACUGGCAUCAAAAUUGUUAUGUGACAAGCACUUAUAGAAUGAGAAUUAGUAUUUGAUGACUAAAGCCUGAAGUAAACAUUUGUAGGAGUCAGCCUUAUUUCAACUUUUUAUGAGUAGAAAAAAACAGUUCGUUUUGUGAGCCUCACUCUUCUUCCUGCAAAUAUAUUUCUGAUGACAUAGAAGGCAGUGACCUUUGAAGAUGUGGCUGUGACUUUCACCAGGGAGGAGUGGACUUUACUGGAUCUAUCCCAAAAGAUGAUCUAUAGAGAUGUGAUGUGGGAAAACUUUUGGAAUGUGGCUGCUGUAGAAAGGAACUGGGAUGACUACCAAGUUGAAGAGGAGUACAACAGUUAUAGAAAAAAUCUAAGAAAUGAAGACUUAAAGAAAUGCCAUCAACAUAAAUUAUUUGAUCAAUAUAGGGAAAUGGUUUUUAUGACUUCCAAUCAUAAUGUGCACAUGAAACUUCUUUGUACAAAACCAGAUGAAAGUGUUGCUCAUGGAAAGCUUUGGAUUGGUCAUUCAUCACCACUUACGUCCAUCAUUGUUAACACAGGACUUAAAUCAUGUAAGUACCAUGGAUUUGAACUGAACUGCCACAGAAAUGGGAAAACCUACACUGACUUCCAGUCCUUUCAGGAUGACGCAAAGUCAAACCUUGGAAAGAAUUUAUGUGAAUAUAGAGAACAUGAAAAAUCUUACUCUGAUCAGACUGAAGAAAGAAACCUUGAAGAAGAACCCUUUUUCUAUAAGACGGAUAUGAAAGCUUUCCAUACACUCAACCAUGUUCAAAUCCAUGAAGGAAAUCACAGCAUGGUGAAUACCUAUGUAUCUAUACAAUGUGGAAAAGAUUUUACUUCUCUCAAUGAUAUUCAAAAACAUGAAAGAACACACAGUGGAGAAAAAUCCAGUUUAUAUACAGACUGUGGAAAAUCCUUCAAAUCAUUUGAUAGUCAUGAAAGUACCGACAUUGGCAGAAAACCCCAUGUAUGUAAGCAAUGUGGAAAAGCUUUCAGCCAACACAGUCAUUGUCAGAUUCGUGAACGAACUCAAAGUGGUGAGAAGCCCUAUGUAUGUAAGCAAUGUGGGAAAGCUUUCAGCACACGUAGUGAUUGUCAAAAGCAUGAAAGGACUCACACUGGGGAAAAACCCUAUGUAUGCAAGCAAUGUGGGAAGGCUUUUACUUCUCGCUGUUCUUGUGAAAGACAUAAACGAACCCACACUGGGGAAAAACCCUAUGUAUGCAAGCAGUGUGGGAAAGCUUUCAGCACGAAUAGUCAUUGUCGAACACAUGAAAGAAUUCACAUUGGUGAGAAACCCUAUGUAUGUAUGCAGUGUGGGAACGCUUUCAGUCAACACACUCAUUGUCAAAUUCAUGAAUGAACUCACACUGGGGAGAAACCCUAUGUAUGUAAGCAAUGUGGGAAAGCUUUCAGCACACGUGGUGACUGUCAAAAACAUGAAAGAACACACACUGGGGAGAAACCUUAUGUGUGCAAGCAAUGUGGGAAGGCUUUCACUUCUCACUGUUCUUGUGAAAGACAUAAAUGGACUCACACUGGGGAGAAACCAUAUGUAUGUGAGCAAUGUGGGAAGGCUUUCAGCACAAACAGUCACUGUUGAACUCAGGAAAGAGUUCACA
Molecule: messenger RNA, 1769 nt
Organism: Cavia porcellus (domestic guinea pig)
Lineage: Eukaryota; Metazoa; Chordata; Mammalia; Rodentia; Caviidae
Product: zinc finger protein 709-like
Exons: 3
Coding region: 386-1510 (374 amino acids)
Biological process (GO): negative regulation of transcription by RNA polymerase II
Molecular function (GO): DNA-binding transcription repressor activity, RNA polymerase II-specific
Source: RefSeq, a predicted model, not a curated record